UAGCAGCAUGUCUCGGCGCAAGCAGGCCAAGCCCCAGCACCUCAAGUCGGACGAGGAGCUGCCGCCGCCGGACGGGGCUCCCGAACACGCCGUCCCCGGGGAAGGCGCCGCUGAUGGUGAUGGUGGGGAUGACAGCAGGAGCGGAAGCGAAGAAACCAACGUGUGUGAGAAGUGCUGUGCAGAGUUCUUCAAGUGGACAGAUUUCCUGCAACACAAGCAGACCUGCACCAAAAACCCGCUGGUGCUGAUCGUGAACGAGGAUGAGCCGGCCCCGCCCUCGGAAGAGUUUCCAGAACCCUCCCCAGCCAGCUCUCCCAGUGACCACACGGAGAGCGAGGCUGCUGAGGAGGCGGCCCCCCCAGAGAACGGGGAGGGCGGUGAGGUGAAGGCCCCCGAGAAGGAGGAGGAGCCCAUGGAAGUGGAGCCCGCAGCCGACAAGAGCUUCCAGAACCCAGGCCCCUCGCUCACCGGCAAGCCACCUCUACCUCAGGGCCCCGAGCCAGCGCCAGUGGCCGCAUACAGCAUGCCAAGUACGAACGUGACACUGGAGACCCUGCUGAGCACCAAGGUGGCCGUGGCGCAGUUCUCGCAGAACGCACGGGCUGCAGGCACGGUGGCAGCCAGCGGCGGGGUGGCGGCGGUGGCGGUGCCCAUGAUCCUGGAGCAACUCAUGGCCCUGCAGCAGCAGCAGAUCCACCAGCUGCAGCUCAUUGAGCAGAUCCGCAGCCAGGUGGCCAUGAUGAGCCGGCAGCCGCUGAGGCCACCUUUGAACCCCGGGGCGGCCGCGGGGACCCAGAGCGCCCCGGUGCCGGCCUCCAGCCAGCUGCAAGGGCUGGCCACGCACUCGGCCCUGCAGCUCCCCACCGGGGCCCCGCCUGUCCCCACGGCUCCAGGCCCCACUGCCCAGCCACCCACCUACGAGGGCCCCCAGCAGCUGUCGCAGCCAGCAUCCGGAACCAGCACCCCGCUCGUCCCCAGCGGGGGCCCUUUGGUCCCCGAGUCCAGCGGGCCAGCGUCCUCCAGCACCAGCCCGGCCUCGGUGGCCGGUGCCUCCGGUGGCUCUACACAGCCACAGAACGCCUCCACGCCCCCCAGCCUGGGGCCUGGCCGGCUGCCCAGCGCAGCCCCCAGCCUGCCAAACCCACUUCUACCUCAGACCUCCGCCAGCAGCGUCAUCUUCCCCAACCCACUGGUCAGCAUCGCGGCCACCGCCAACGCGCUGGAUCCCCUGUCGGCCCUCAUGAAGCACCGCAAGGGCAAGCCCCCCAACGUGUCGGUGUUCGAGCCCAAGGCCAGCGCCGAGGACCCCUUCUUCAAGCACAAGUGCAGGUUCUGUGCCAAGGUGUUCGGGAGCGACAGCGCCCUCCAGAUCCACCUGCGUUCGCACACGGGCGAGAGACCUUUCAAGUGCAACGUCUGCGGGAACCGCUUCUCCACCAAGGGCAACCUCAAGGUGCACUUCCAGAGGCACAAGGACAAGUACCCCCACAUCCAGAUGAACCCUUACCCUGUCCCCGAGUACCUGGACAACGUGCCCACCUGCUCCGGGAUCCCCUACGGGAUGUCACUGCCCCCAGAGAAGCCGGUGACCACCUGGCUGGACAGCAAGCCCGUGCUGCCCACGGUGCCCACGUCCGUGGGGCUGCAGCUGCCGCCCACCAUCCCCGGCGUCGGCAGCUACACCGACUCCCCCAGUCUCACGCCCGCAAGCCGCUCCCCGCAGCGGCCCUCGCCUGCGUCCAGCGAGUGCCCCUCUCUGUCCCCCAGCCUCAACAGCUCUGAGGUGGGGGCCCCCGUGACCGCCGUCCCACAGCCCAUGCUCAGUGGGUCUUCCCUGACCAAGACCGAGCUGAGCCUGCCUUGUGCAAAUGCCAGGGCGGAGACAUGCCCGCUGGUGGGCAGGCCUCAGGCACGUCCAUGUCGGCUGCCACCCGCCCUCACGGACGGCAGCACCUCCACAGGCCUCUGCAGCCCUGUCCUCACGGCCAGCUCUGACCAGUUCAAGGCCAAAUUUCCUUUCGGGGGGCUGCUGGACUCCAUGCAGACGUCGGAGACGUCCAAGCUGCAGCAGCUGGUGGAGAACAUCGACAAGAAGAUGACGGACCCCAACCAGUGCGUCAUCUGCCACCGGGUGCUGAGCUGCCAGAGCGCGCUCAAGAUGCACUACCGCACACACACCGGGGAGCGGCCCUUCAAGUGCAAGCUCUGCGGGCGCGCCUUCACCACCAAGGGCAACCUGAAGACACACUUUGGGGUGCACCGCGCCAAGCCCCCGCUGCGCGUGCAGCACUCAUGCCCCAUCUGCCAGAAGAAGUUCACCAACGCGGUGGUGCUGCAGCAGCACAUCCGUAUGCACAUGGGUGGCCACAUCCCCAACACGCCGCUGCCCGAGGGCCUCCGCGACACCGGGGACGCCGACCAGGCCGCCGACGCCCUCAGCAGCUUUGAGGACGACGCCGACGACAAUUCCAUGGAGGAUGACGCGGAGCUGAGGGACGUGGCCGGUGACCCGUGCCAGCCGCUGACCCCUACAACGGGCUCCGGGCCGCCCUCGCCGCCCUCCGUCAUCUCCAGCAUCGCCGCCCUGGAGAACCAGAUGAAGAUGAUGGACUCGGCCAUGAGCUGCCCGCAGCUGACCCCCCUAAAGGCCGUGGAGAACGGGUCUGGGGACAGCGACCGGCUGAGCAAUGACUCCUCAUCUGCUGCGGGCGACCUGGAGAGCCGGAGCGCGGGCAGCCCGGCCAUGUCCGAGUCAUCAGCGUCCAUGCAGGCCCUGUCCCCUGUGAACAGCAACAGUGAGAGCCUGCCCUCCAAGUCCCCGGGCCUCAGCCACCAGGAAGAGCCACAGGACCUACCGCUGAAGACCGAGAGGCCAGACAGCCCGCCACCCGCGCCUGAGAAUGGAGGCGCACUGGGACCUGACAGCCAGCCCACCCUGGGCCGGCCGGCCAUCAAGGAGGAGGCCCCCUUCGGCCUGCUGUUCCUGAGCAGAGAACGGGGUAAGUGUGACAGCACUGUGUGUCGUGUCUGCAAGCCCUUCGCGUGCAGAGCGCGUUUGCAAAUCCACUACCGCAGCCACACCCAGGAGCGCCCGUUCGUGUGUGCGGUCUGCGGGCGCGGGUGCUCCACUACGGGGAACUUAAAGCAGCAUUUGCUGACGCACAAACUGAGGGAGCUGCCUUCUCAGUUGUGUGACCCCAACUUUGCUCUAGGUCCCAGCCAAAGCGCUCCUAGCCUGCUCACCGCUCCACGCCCGCCACCUCAAAUGGAAGUGAACGUGCACAGCAAAGCCAUCACGCUGGGCGAGGGCCCGCCUGCAGCCACAGCCCAGGUGCCCACCGGGCCACACACAGUGCUGAGCCCCGGCCUCGCACCCAUGCGGGCCCCCCCGCCACGCCGGACGCCCAAGCAGCACAACUGCCAGUCGUGUGGGAAGACCUUCUCCUCGGCCAGCGCCCUGCAGAUCCACGAGCGCACUCACACGGGGGAGAAGCCAUUCGGCUGCACCAUCUGCGGGAGAGCAUUCACCACCAAGGGCAACCUCAAGGUGCACAUGGGCACACACAUGUGGAACAACGCCCCCGCCAGGCGCGGCCGCCGCCUGUCGGUGGAAAACCCCAUGGCUCUGCUAGGCGGCGAUGCCCUCAAGUUCUCGGAGAUGUUCCAGAAAGACCUGGCAGCUCGAGCAAUGAAUGUGGACCCCAGUUUUUGGAACCAGUAUGCCGCCGCGAUCAGCAACGGUCUGGCCCUAAAGAACAAUGAGAUUUCUGUCAUCCAGAACGGAGGCGUCCCCCAGCUCCCUGUAAGUCUCGGCGGAAGCGCCAUGCCCCCCCUGGGUUCCCUGACCGCCGGGAUGGACAAGGCACGCUCGGGGAGUAGCCCGCCCAUGGUGGGCCUGGACAAAGCCAGCUCGGAAACGGGGGCCAGCCGGCCGUUCACCAGGUUUAUUGAGGACAACAAGGAGAUUGGGAUUAACUAGCUGAGCGCACUGCGGCCGUCCACGCGCUCUGUCCCUCGUACACACCGUGACGUGUGACCAUCAGGCUGCACACAUGCCGUGCCCGGGGCCUCCUUAAAAUCAUCCCCACGGCAGAAAAUACGUUAACCGUGUUGCUGCCGCAGGGUCAUCUCGUAAGCUCUGCAUGCUCCUCCGUGCCCUUGGGGAGCCGGACUGUGCUUGAGAAUUCUGCAGCCUGUGAAAUAAAUGUUAAACACAAGUCCUGGAAAGCCGCCUUGGGAGUGAAAGGGCUCAGAGCACAUCCACUUGGUUUCUCCUGAAACCUGAUAAUCCCGAGAGGGAGUGAGGGUCCCCUAAAGUGUUCCGGUGACACUCAUCGGAUGGUUUUGUUCGCAGUGGUUAGAAACUUGAACUCCGUUCUCAGAACUCUUAUCUGAAAGACGUGGUCUGGUCCUCCCCACGCUGCAUCCUACGGCAGCACCUUUGUCUGUAGUAUUUAUGAUGUUCAGAUUAUGCGGGUAACAGACAACGCAGCCCCGACUCUAGAGGUAGCUUUUGUACUGCAGAAUACAUCUGGCUGUGUGUGGGGGUUUUUUGUUUUUUUUUUUUUUUAAGCAAGAUUUGUUUUGCUAUAAAUAAGUGGGUUAUUUCAAUGCAGGCAAAAUUGUGGAGUUCUGUUGGGAAAGAUAGCAUGCUUUUUGUGUGCAAAUACCUGUCAGUAACAAGCCUUUUUUUUUUUUUCUUUUUCUUUUUAAUUUAAAUGUUUGUAGCUGCUAUGUGCACAGUUGUUCUCUAGUGUGGUCUGUAGCCCAACGACUGGGAACAAGUUACAGACAAACGUCACCGUAAAUAUUUCACAACAUUAUAGACAGUUGUGAGUAAUAUUUCACGUAUCAAGCUGUACAAUAAAAAGGUAAUGUUUGUAUAAUGUGGUUGCAAACUCUUAAUUUAUACUAUUGCACUUUUAGUAUUUUGUAUUACGGAGGUUUGUCUAUAAUUUGCAAAUUUAAAAAUAUGUAAAGUAUUUUAUAAAUAGUACUUUGAUGUAAGGAAAAUGAAGAAAGCUGUUACCGUUUCCUGUUUUGUCUUCAGGCAAUAUGAAGCCUGUGCUCCAUGAACAGGAAAACCAGCAGGACGUGUGAGUCCUCGGUAAACUAGGGCCUGCCUGCCACUCCUUAAAUUAAGAUGCUUUAUUUAACUUUCCUGCAAAGCCCAUUUAAAACCUGAUCCCCCUAGCGAGACUCUGCUGCACUCACCUGCGGGCUGUGGCAGCAGCACAGGUGGACGUGCAGUGUGAUGUGCUGUAGCCCUGGUGUCCUCCUCGCACGCCCACGAGGGGCUGACUGCCUGCGGGGACUGGUCGCAGCGUCCGGGGAGAAGUACCGGUGUCUGGCAGUACAAUCGGUCACAACUGGGGAGUUUGCUCAGUUUUUCAUUUAUUUAUUGUCUUGUCGGGUGAAAACCAAGCACAGUGUCAUCUGAUUCUCCAGAGCACCAUCCGAAGCGGGGGCUUUGCUGAGUCGCUUCGAGUGAGGAGGGUCCCUUAGGCGGGGCCGCGGGGCGGGUGCGUGUUCUACCUCAUUUUGUGCGUGGCGAGCGGGCUGGAGUCUGACUGUGAACUUCCGCCACCACUCCCAGAGACAUCCUGGGUGGCAGGGGACACUGCUGGCGCGUGUGCCCCUGAAGAAGGAAUCAGACAGUGACAUCUUCCCAGUCGAAAUAGAAAAAUAGGACAAUCUUCCCAACACAACCACAGCAGCAGCAAAUCUCGUCGUGUCGCCGAACAGAAAGAGUUGAAGACUCAUAAAAAGGCAGACUUGGCUGUUUAUUUCUGUCAGAAAUGAACACUGAACCCUUUCUACAGCUGUUUUCUGCGGUGAAGAGACAGCGUGUCCCCACGGUGUGACAUCUCUACUCCGGGGAUGAGAGGGGCUGUGUCAGCUCCCGGAAGAGAAGACGGAGGUGGCUCCCUGACGCUGUGUUCCAGCACUUGAAUCUUCUUCUAUUUAUCCGUGUCCUUUUCGGUGUGAAUUGUUUUUUUCUUUAUUUGUUAGUGUUUGGUACUGUGUAGUGUUCGCUCUCCUCUGAAAACGCUGUGUAUAUAACUUAAAAGAGAAAUGUAAGUGUUGUACAUAAGAUGGCUCGUGAAGGCAGUGACGCUGACUCGUGCUGCACUCAGGGCUCGUGCCCCUCUCUGCAUGGUGAAGACACACUAUUUUUCUACCGCAGCGCCAUGUGGGGCCAGGGCCACCCUGGGCCAGCUGGGCCUGUCACCUAGAGCCCAUAUUUUUUAUGAUGAAAUCUGUGGCUCGACACAUCUGCUGAUUAAAUGGAUGUCUUAGUCUAGGUUACUAUUUUUGUCAUAUGGAAUUGAAUAAAAUGCAGGAUGUGGUAUUACUUCUGAAUUACGUUCCUUGAUUAUUCAAAUGGAAGCAUUCGUGGUGGAGCGACACCCGUGGUGUUUCUCCAAGGAAAGUCAUCGCGGUUGACAGCUUAGAUUUAAGCAGCAUCUCAGCGUUUCUUGAUUGGUCUUGAAAUUUUUAUUUUUCACCACUUUUUUCUAAAAUAAAAAUGCAGCCUUCUAGUUCUGGAUUUUUUUACAUUCUUGAUGGAAGAAGAUGUAGUUGAAAUGCCUACUUACAGUGUCCAAAAAUGACUGCACUCUGAAUUACCUGCCAUCGUCAGCAUUCUGACAAUGUUGGCUUUUUGGGUCAUUUGGAAACGAAGUAGCCGUGCACCACAGCACGUUCGAGGAAGGACACAGGCAGGAGGGUGCCAGCGUGGCCCCCGUCCGUCCCAGUCCUUGGUUCAGAUGGAAGGUGAUUUUUACUCUCAGACAAGCUUUACCUCACCCAGAGCAUUUGAUAAGACUUAAAAUAUCAAAUAAUUUCAACAUCUACAGCCUCUUUCUUCUUUUUUUCUUAAGUAACUGCUUCAUACCUAGAAGCCACAGUAAUUUUUACCUGGAAAGUGCCGGGUGAUUUUAAAGGACUGAUAAAGAUACUAACCACCAAACUAAUAGCCCAGGGCAACCCUCCAGUACAUGUCACCAGCCUUAGCAAUUAAACUAUAUGGGUUUCAGCGCUAGAACAGGAUUAGGGGAUAGAAAGUGACGAAAUCAGAGAGUAAAUUCAAUUUUUCAAAUGGUAAGAAAAUAGUAACGAUUCUUGCAACCAUCUAAAACUAAUGUAAUAA
Rhinolophus ferrumequinum (greater horseshoe bat) is the source of this 7153-nucleotide messenger RNA. It is a transcript of the gene SALL3, whose product is annotated as spalt like transcription factor 3. NCBI's taxonomy places the organism in Eukaryota, Metazoa, Chordata, Mammalia, Chiroptera, Rhinolophidae. Gene Ontology annotation, molecular function: DNA-binding transcription factor activity, RNA polymerase II-specific; RNA polymerase II cis-regulatory region sequence-specific DNA binding. Gene Ontology annotation, cellular component: nucleus. The record is from RefSeq and is a predicted model, not a curated record. Gene Ontology annotation, biological process: regulation of transcription by RNA polymerase II.